ACAUGAACGGUUCCUCUCGCACCGUCAGCAAAAUCACUCUCCCCGAGAGAGACACAGUCCACAUAUAUACAUACACCUUUUUGUUUGCGUAUAAUAAAUCAUUUUUCGAAAUUUUCAUUUCUGUCGAUCCUUUUCUGUCCUUUCUGAUUUUUGCCCUGUGCCCCCUUUUUCUUCGCAGAAAUAAUCCAGAUUCCGAGAAGGGAUUUUCAGGUGGGCAUGAGAAAAGAAUAAAUUAGAUGGCUGUAAUGGAAGAUAUUGGAAUGGAUAUCAGCUCGGACAUCGAAGUUGAUGAUAUAGUGGGUGGUGAGAAUAUAGAGGAAAAAGAUGUCAGUGAUGAGGAGAUUGAACCCGAAGAAUUGGAGAGGCGAAUGUGGAAGGAUCAAGUCAAACUCAAGAGGAUCAAGGAAAGGCAGAAGCUUGCAGCGCGGCAAGCAGCAGAGAAGCAGAAAGUCAAGUCCACCACUGAUCAGGCACGCCGGAAGAAGAUGGCACGAGCUCAAGAUGGGAUUUUGAAGUACAUGUUGAAGCUCAUGGAAGUUUGCAGGGCUCGUGGAUUUGUGUACGGUAUUAUCCCUGAGAAAGGUAAGCCGGUUAGCGGUUCAUCAGAUAAUAUAAGAGCUUGGUGGAAGGAAAAAGUGAAGUUUGACAAGAAUGGGCCUGCAGCCAUUGCUAAAUAUGAGGCUGAGUGCCUUGCCAGGGAAGAUGGUUGUGGUUAUUAUAAUGGAACCUCAAAAAAUGUGCUUCCAGACUUGCAAGAUGCGACGUUGGGUUCGCUACUAUCUUCCCUGAUGCAACAUUGCAAUCCACCGCAAAGGAAGUAUCCACUUGAGAAGGGCACCCCUCCACCUUGGUGGCCAACUGGAAAUGAGGAAUGGUGGACAAGAUUGGGAUUGCCCAAGGGUCAGACUCCGCCAUAUAAGAAGCCACAUGAUCUGAAAAAGAUGUGGAAAGUUGGGGUGCUAACUGCUGUUAUAAAGCACUUGUCACCUGAUAUUGCAAAGAUUAGGAGACUUGUUAGGCAGUCGAAGUGUUUACAGGACAAGAUGACUGCCAAAGAGAGUGCAAUUUGGUUGGGUGUUUUGAGCAAGGAGGAAGCUUUCAUCCGGCAGCCUAGCUGUGAUAAUGGUUCAUCUAGCAUAAUCGAGGCACCUUCAAGAAGCCGUGGUGAAAAGAGGAAACCUUCUUUCAGCAGUGGUAGUGACUAUGAUGUUGAUGAUGGCCCAGGAUCUGCUACAUCAAGAGAUGAUAGGGAACAACAAUCAAUGGAUGUUGUGCCUGUUGAACCUCCUGUUCAUGUUACUCCUCCACCAGCCAAAGAGAAGGAGCGAGGUAGAGAUCGAUCCCGGAAAAGAAAAUCCCGAAAAGUUAGCCGUAGUAACAAACGGGAUGUACCAUCUCUCAAUGAACGUCCGCAUGAUGAUCCCGACGACACUCUGAUGGGUGAGAGACCCUCUAACAUCCAGUUACCGAUAUACCUGACGAAUGAAAGCCAGCUGGAAAAUGAUGGAAUAAAAGCGAUGAGGCCCCAGGGGAAUAAUGCUGAAGAUCAACCCUGUUUUCUGGAUUCUGAUUAUGACAUUUUUUGUGCCUUUCCUUCUGCCAAUCCAAUCACCACUCAAACUAUGCCAAUGACUGAUGGAUCCUUACUUUAUCCAGAUGCAGAAAUUUCUGAUUUUGAAAAUCGUGAUGUUCAGUUAAUUCAUGCACCUGAAAAUACUGAGUUGCCUGCUCAUCUUUCUAAGGUGGACUUAAAACCUCAAAGUUCUGUGUUGCCUCAUGAACUGGAAAGCCUGCAAUUGCGUCAUGGAGCUCCAACUGUAUGGCAGUCUGGACCUUAAGAUUCUACUCUACCUCUGCGAUCUCAGAAUUCUGGGCUUCAUGAUGGAUCAACUUAUCAUUUCUUUAACCAGUCAAAAGCGGUUGGUUUAAAUCAUGAAGGACAGCAAUCUGAGGCAGCAAAUAAUGAGAUUGAGCACAGACAAGGAGAUUCUGGUAUCCAUUUACCAAUGCUACCUAGGAAUGGAAAUGCUGUUGCUGGUGGAGAGUUACCUCGUUAUGUGAAAGAUCCAUUUCCGCCUGAGACAGAUAGGCCUGUAGACAUACGUUUUCCAUCUCCUCUCCAUAGCUUUUCACCUGGCUAUGCAGGAUACAGUCCAUUUAGUCUUGAGAUUGAUGGCACAGGAUCUGCUGUUGAUGAAGCUGAUCUUGAUGAACUGAUGAAGUACUUUGCGUCAUAAGCUGCCAUACUUGCUCCGUUUGGAUUUAGAUUGUGAGUCAGUUGUUCACAAUUUAGAUUAUGUUUCCGUAACCUAUUCUCCAUCUCACACAUACAGUGUGUAGUAACUAGUAAUUAUUGAACAAUGCCAAUUUUUUAGUGGGCAGGGAAGUCAUGGUAUCUGUGGAGGUGGAUGAAAAUUUUCCUUCCAGUUGGAUUUGUUGCUGGAUUUGGUAUUUUAUGGAUGUUUAGAUGGUAAGUUAUGAAUUCAACUAUUACUUCGUAGUUCUUUCAGUCACUCAGCUGCAAGCUUAGUUAUCAGAAUCAUCAUUCUUUGGGUUAUUCUUAGCAGUACCCUGUAAUCCCAGAUAUAUUUGACUAUUACAUGUAAAUAAGCAAUGUAGAUUGCCAAAUGUGGCAAUCUACUAGUAGUAGUACUGUUUUGACAGUCUUUGAAUGAAUACAAGAUUGACUGAACAUAAUAGAGGCGGUUAUUGUUCUUAUGAACAUCAGGAUUAUUUGAAAUUCUUAAUAUUUUAAUAUUUUCCUUUGA
This is a messenger RNA of Olea europaea var. sylvestris, 2768 nucleotides long. RefSeq names its product ETHYLENE INSENSITIVE 3-like 3 protein. NCBI's taxonomy places the organism in Eukaryota, Viridiplantae, Streptophyta, Magnoliopsida, Lamiales, Oleaceae. Gene Ontology annotation, cellular component: nucleus. The transcript has 2 exons. The record is from RefSeq and is a predicted model, not a curated record. Gene Ontology annotation, molecular function: DNA binding; DNA-binding transcription factor activity. Bases 237 to 1838 code for a protein of 533 amino acids.